Messenger RNA from Bolinopsis microptera, 1852 nucleotides. Its product is annotated as electron transfer flavoprotein-ubiquinone oxidoreductase, mitochondrial-like. The transcript is spliced from 5 exons. The coding region runs from base 19 to 672 and encodes 217 amino acids. Gene Ontology annotation, molecular function: electron-transferring-flavoprotein dehydrogenase activity. NCBI's taxonomy places the organism in Eukaryota, Metazoa, Ctenophora, Tentaculata, Lobata, Bolinopsidae. Gene Ontology annotation, cellular component: mitochondrial inner membrane. Gene Ontology annotation, biological process: electron transport chain. The record is from RefSeq and is a predicted model, not a curated record.
UAUUGAUAGGAUAUAGAUAUGUUGAGUAUUGGUAAGAGGCUAGUGCCACAACUGUCCCGAUUAUGCAAGAGACGGUUGAGCAGCGCACCACGCUCUAUUACCACCCACUACACAAUGGUGGACAGAGCUUCUGAUGAACGCUGGGACGAUGUUGAAAUGGAGCGAUACGCUGACGAAGUAGACGUAGCUAUAGUAGGAGGUGGUCCAGCAGGUUUAUCAGCAGCUAUACGUCUUAUGCAGAAUGCAGAGAGGGAGGGUGCUGAGAUUAGAGUCUGUGUAAUCGAGAAGGGUCCUGAGAUUGGGAGUCACACCCUCUCGGGGGCUGUUAUCGAGCCCGGUCCCCUCUUAGACCUGUUUCCAGACGCCAUUGAACGCGGAGCUCCGCUCAAGACGCCAGUGACCAGAGACGAAUUCGCAAUUCUUACUAAAAACUAUUCAAUGGACAUUCCUGAACUACUGAUCCCCAUGAAGAAUCACGGCAACUACAUAGUCAGAUUAGGACAUGUGGUCAAGUGGCUCGGUGAGCAAGCUGAAGAGCUAGGAGUUGAGAUAUAUCCCGGGUACGCGGCAAGUGAAGUUCUGUUUCACGAGGAUGGAUCAGUUAAAGGUGUCGCUACCAACGACGUAGGCAUUGCCAAGGACGGAUCUCCUAAGAUGAUCUUAGUUCACUAGUUCUAAUAUCAUGACGUGAUCUGAGCCGGGGCUCUCAUGGAGUGCUUGCUAUGGGGCCUGGCAGACAUGUGAUCCACAGACUUACGUACGCAACGAGGAGCCCUAACGAGAACUGGUUCGGAUCAAGUCAUCCAUAAUGACCUGCUAUACGACAAUACAGUGAUGUGAACCUUCACAUGCUCGGUAUCUCAAUCAGCUAGCGGGAAUAAUAUAUAAACCCGCAACGCCUGUGUUUAUCUUAUACCAUUACCACUAUGUCUUCCUCAUCCAUCGAGUUUAUUCCUGGCAGAAAGAAAGGCAGCCGCAACGUCCUCUACGAUGGUCACCUCUACCACCUUAACAGAAAGAGGGAAGACAAGACCUACUGGAAGUGCAACAAGUUCAAGUCCCGCCUGAUCCUUGUCCAGGACACCUUCUGUUCUGCUACCCCUCAUGAUCACGAAUCUCAACCAGCAGAAAUUGCAGCCCACCGCUCCAAGUCUAAAAUGAAGACCCUCGCAGCUACUACUGAGAACUCAACUAAGCAGAUUGUUGCAGACUCUGUCGCUGGACUAUCCUUCGAAGCCUCGUCCCGGCUCAACUGUGAUCCAAGUCAUUGGCACGACUAGUCAGACGAGCCAGACAGGCAGCCUACUCCCAUCCUGUCAACCCCAUCUCCUUAGAAGACCUGGUGAUUCCUCCUAACUACCUGACCUCUGCCGGUGGUGACACUAUGUUGCUCUGGGACUCCUCCUACGACACCAACACCAGAAGAUCUAUCCUCCUUGGUACUGCAGACAACAUCAACAUCAUCUAUCAGUCAGAUCACCUCGUCGUGGAUGGAACCUUUAAGACCUCUCCAGACCUGUUUACUCAACUCUUCACAGUCCACGCCUUACACCCUACUGGAUGGAGAAUCCCUGCAGCCUUUGGACUCCUACCCGGGAAGCGCACCAUGUACGAGAACAUCCUCAACGAACUGGACUCCUACGGACCCUUCUACCCUCUGUCGGUGCUGGUGGACUAUGAAAUCGCUAUCAGAAACGCAGUCUCCAACGUCUGAUGAUUAUGAUAACUUUGGGGAUGUUACCGAGUUUCUGAAAGCUGUUGAAUCUAAGAUUUUGGGUUAAUGCUUUAAUGUUUACUUAUUAUUGUGUGAUUUAAAUUACUGUAUCAGUAUAUUAUCUAUUAUUCUUUGACC